Miscanthus lutarioriparius is the source of this 609-nucleotide messenger RNA. Lineage: Eukaryota; Viridiplantae; Streptophyta; Magnoliopsida; Poales; Poaceae. The record is from the annotation of a GenBank genome assembly.
AUGACGUGCAAUUGGUGGGUGCACCGCUUCACUAACCCGGCCUUCCUCUGCGAGCUCUUUAAGGGCAACCGCGCAUGCCUCAUCGGCUUCUUCUUCCAGAAGACAAGGCUCAACUUUAGCAAGCAGAUGAUCAGAACGGAGGGUGCCUCCGUCUCCGCUCCCACCUUCAUGCUAUCGCCAUUGUCGCCACUGAUUGGCCCCACAGAACGUUCCUUCACAGCCUUCGUCCCUGACCAUGAUGGCACCUUCAACUAUGCCGAGCCCCUGGAAGCACACCAUGGGAUCAUUCUGAUGCAGCUUGUGCCCCGUACCUUUGACCGCCCCAAGCCACCUGUGCUGCUCUGCCUCUGCAACCCUAUCACCGGCGAGUGUCACUUUCUCCCGCCUCUGGAGACUCCCCACUCUCCUCCACCUCUUGGGUUGGAUUAUCCUGGCGUUGGUCUCCAGGUCACCAUGAACGCCAUCGUCACGGCCGCUGAUAACAGUAACCUCGGCAGAGGGCAGCUGCUCCUCAUCACCACCAAAGGAUCUGGACCAGACAGUGUAAGGUGUACCUUCACUCGUACUCUAUUGGCACACGCAGCUGGAGCACACCCACCAGGUGGCUAG